AUGAAUGCUUGCUUAAGUUUCGUUUCCAUGCUUAAAAAAACCCCUGCCAUCGAGAAAAAACCAGAACAGGCCGUAAGCUUUCGUACGUUGGUUCCUCAGGAUUUUGCAGAGGAGGAUACCUCUUGUUCCGCUUCCUCGAGUGAGAUAAAUCAAAAUCAUUCAAGGUUUAGCAGCCUAUCAAGAAAGAAAGAUGCUUUACCUCCGGUAACCUCUCGAGUUACAUCCUUAUUAUAUGAAGCCGAGUCGAAAGCUACGGCUCGCGAUUUCGCAAAAUCUGUUGAAUUGUUAGAGAAGGCGACGACGUUAGGAAGCGCUUGCGCCGCGGCAAAGUUGGGGUUGGUGUACCAUGGAGGUCUCAAUUCAACGGUGAAUCCGGACUAUGCAUCUGCUGCAGCCUACUAUUUUUUAGCCCUCAAAUUAAUAUAUAUGAUCCCAAACAACAAAUGGGAUAUGUCUUUAUUACUGGACGUAAUUGCCGGUUUAUCCGAAAUAUAUCGGAAACAGAUGUGUCGAACGGAGGAUAUUGACAUAUGGAACACGGGCAUCAAGGCGAUGAGACACAUUGAGAGCACUUUAUCGGAUCCGUCCAUGACAAAAUUCUUUACCCACCGAGAUAAUCAGAAAUGUAAGGCCGCAAGGAUUCAUAUGAAUUUUUGCCUGGCAAUGACGGCAGAGGCUGACGGUGAAUUUAACGACGCAUUAAAUUUAUACGGAACCUGCAAACGUAUCGGUGAAUGUAAUUUCGCUACGGCGGAUAAAUUGGUCAAGAAGGCCCACACCAAGAUUAGGAUCUUGGAACGUCAAGUACCAAAGGUCAAACCCGUAUGUGUCUCGUGCGACUUUGAGCCAAAAGAGCUCAGCGAUAUUUGGAAACUGUUGGUUUGCAGUAAGUGUCAAGUGGUUGCAGCCUGCAGCCGAGAAUGUUUAACGGCUCACUUGGCAACACACACUAAAGCCGAGAAGUAA
This is a messenger RNA of Funneliformis caledonium, 966 nucleotides long. Lineage: Eukaryota; Fungi; Glomeromycota; Glomeromycetes; Glomerales; Glomeraceae. The record is from the annotation of a GenBank genome assembly.